GAUUUUCACAUACAACUCUCUAUGGAGGCAUCGCGUCUAAUAAAAGAGAGUUGGUGGCUUACUGAUGGGAAGAGGUCAUUUGGAGAACUAGACUCUGCUGUUGGUUAUGCUUUGCUUGAUCCAACAUGGGCUGCCCAAGACAAUACCUCAACAGCCAUUGGUAACAUUGUGGCCCUGCUUCACUCUUUCUUUAGUAAUCUUCCACAAGAAUGGCUAGAAGGAACACACCUUAUCAUAAAGCAUCUCAGGCCAGUUACAUCAGUUGCAGUGUUGAGAAUAGUAUUCCGUAUUAUGGGUCCGUUGCUUCCACGAUUGGCCAAUGCACAUGCUCUUUUCAAUAAGGUCAGAAAAUUACUGAUUCAUUUCUAGUUUAAUUCUUUGAAU
Messenger RNA from Camellia sinensis, 384 nucleotides. The record is from RefSeq and is a predicted model, not a curated record. Lineage: Eukaryota; Viridiplantae; Streptophyta; Magnoliopsida; Ericales; Theaceae.